Messenger RNA from Pantherophis guttatus, 2529 nucleotides. RefSeq names its product long-chain fatty acid transport protein 2-like. Lineage: Eukaryota; Metazoa; Chordata; Lepidosauria; Squamata; Colubridae. The record is from RefSeq and is a predicted model, not a curated record. Gene Ontology annotation, molecular function: long-chain fatty acid-CoA ligase activity; long-chain fatty acid transmembrane transporter activity. Gene Ontology annotation, cellular component: endoplasmic reticulum membrane; plasma membrane. Gene Ontology annotation, biological process: bile acid metabolic process; long-chain fatty acid metabolic process; long-chain fatty acid import into cell.
ACGAAAGUUAGGCAGCACUGCAUAUAAGUAUUCAGCCUCUUGCUGAAAAACACUAUAACCUGUGUUAUAGAUGAGGAAGUUUAGCAACAGAUGAGGAAGAGCUUGGAUAGAUCCUGCAAACAGAGCUUGGAUAGAUCCUGCAAUAAAUCGGAAUCCGAUCUACCUCUUCCAAGAUACCAAGCCUAAAUCCCGACCAUGCUGGAUCUAUACACAGCUGUCCUUGGGCUUUUGAUUCUUCUGCCCUUGGUGGGAAAAUUUUUCUUCCCUUAUUUUUGGUUGGAUCUGAAAAACCUGAUUCGGUACAUAUUAAUGGGAUAUCGAUGCUACACAUACAUGAACCAUGUUCCCCCGAUCACUUUCUUAGAAAUCUUUUUGGCCAGAGUGAAGAAAUAUUCAGAUAAACCCUUGAUUCUCUUUGAAGAUGAAGUUUAUUCCUACCGAGACAUUGAUAGACACAGCAAUCAGAUAGCCAGAGUAAUGAAGGACUAUGUGGGGCUGAAAGAAGAGGAUACCAUGGCUGUUUUCUUCAAGAACAUCCCUGCCUAUAUCUCAGUUUGGAUCGGAUUAUCAAAGAUUGGCUGUACCAUGGCGUGUGUCAACUAUAACAUCCGACUCAAAUCUCUGAUACAUGUGCUGAAAUCUUGCAAGGCUAAAGUUCUUCUAUCAACUCCAGAUUUAAAAGAAGCCAUUGAAGAUGUCCUGCCUACUUUAAAUGAUGAAGGGAUACGUGUUUUCUAUCUGAGUGAGGAUUCCCCAACUGAAGGUGUAGAGCCACUGCUCAAACGGAUCAAAUUAAGUUCUGCUGAAUCAGUGCCCUUUUCCUUCAGAGCCAAAGUAACACCUAAAUCUAUAUGUUUCUAUAUCUUCACCUCUGGGACCACAGGACUCCCCAAAGCUGCUAUCAUUUCCCAGAAGAAAGCAAUCACGGCUGCCCAUCUGUUUCGCCUGUCCAGCGUCCAUAACAAGGAUGUUGUUUAUUCUCCACUCCCUCUGUACCACUCAGCUGGAUUCCUUGGGUUAAUGGGGACCAUAGACUUGGGAGCUACACAUGUUCUGAGGUCUAAAUUCUCUGUUUCUCAUUACUGGGAUGACUGCAGACGUUAUCAUGUCACUGUGAUCCAGUAUGUGGGAGAAAUGAUGCGCUACUUGUGUAAUGCACCAAAGAGGGACAAUGACCGUGACCAUAGGGUGAGAAUGGCCAUUGGCAAUGGGAUGCGACUUGAGGUUUGGAAGGAGUUCCUGAAUAGGUUUGGACCCAUCAAAAUCGUUGAAAUUUAUGGAGCUACAGAAGGAAGUGGUGGAUUCAUUAAUUAUGCAGGAAAAGUUGGAGCAGUGGGAAGGACCAAUUUCUAUAUUAAGAAAUUACUUAACUAUGAAUUUCUGCAAUAUGAUGUGGAUGCAGAUCAGCCUGUGAGAGAUGAGAAGGGGCUCUGUAUCCGAGUGCCUACAGGACAGGCAGGUUUGAUGGUGGUGAAGAUAAGUAAGGUAGUCCCAUUUGACGGCUAUGCAGGAGAUCAUGGAAACACAGAGAAGAAAAUUCUGCGUAAUGUCCUGAAGAAAGGAGACAGUUAUUUUAAUACCGGAGAUCUUUUGAGGGAAGACCAGGAAGGUUUUAUCUAUUUCCAUGAUCGGAUGGGAGAUACUUUCCGUUGGAAAGGUGAGAACGUGGCUACCACUGAGGUUGAGAUGACAUUGGCAGUUUUGGAUAUCAUUGAGGAAGUCAAUGUAUAUGGAGUACCAGUGCCAGGGCAUGAAGGAAAGAUUGGGAUGGCAGCCAUACGGCUGAAGGAUGGGUGCCCCUUUGAUGGAAAGAAACUGUUCAUGCAUACCAAGGAUUAUCUCCCUAGCUAUGCCAUACCCCACUUCAUUCGUAUCCAGGAAAAGCUGGCGAUUACAGGAACUUUCAAGCAGUUGAAAGCUCAGCUGGUGAGAGAUGGAUUCAAUCCUGCCACGAUCAGUGAUCCCCUCUUCUUCCUGGAUCACUUGGAGAAGAACUACACACCCAUGACGGAGGAGAUCUACGGCUCCAUUUUAGAAAAGAAAAGAAAACUCUGAAAGAAGGUUCAAAGAGGAGCAUAGCAGUGUUACCUGAACAGCUUGAGAAGUGGCAAGACAUCUGAUGGCAGCCACUCAUGUUUUGAUUUUGCUCAAGAAGGAAAGAUCUAUGGCCAGAAUAUUAAUUCUUCUUAAUGUAUUUGUACAGCAGUGGCCAAAAUUGUGGAAACUUUUUGGGAAAAGUGUAUACACCACUUUUUUGGGGAGGAGUAGUACCAUAAAAUAAUAUAUCAAUGGAAAGAUCAUUUAAUCAAGAAUGGUAAAAUCUAAAAAUUUUUACUACCAGUUCUGUGGGUGUGGCUUGGUGGUGGGGGGUAAUGUGACUGGAUGGCUUGGUCAAUUUUUUUUUUUUUACUUUUAAAACCAUUUUUUCUACAACCUCUUUGGUGAAGAGGUUGUAAAAAAAUGCUUUCAAAAUCCCAGCUGAGUUGCCUGAUUUCCAGAAACUUUUUUUCUUUUAAAUGCCUCUGACGA